Messenger RNA from Trifolium pratense (red clover), 3525 nucleotides. RefSeq names its product auxilin-related protein 2-like. Gene Ontology annotation, molecular function: clathrin binding. The transcript is spliced from 8 exons. The coding region runs from base 350 to 3055 and encodes 901 amino acids. Gene Ontology annotation, biological process: clathrin-dependent endocytosis; clathrin coat disassembly. The record is from RefSeq and is a predicted model, not a curated record. NCBI's taxonomy places the organism in Eukaryota, Viridiplantae, Streptophyta, Magnoliopsida, Fabales, Fabaceae. Gene Ontology annotation, cellular component: vesicle; cytoplasm; intracellular membrane-bounded organelle.
CAUGAUUGAUGAUUGAAUAUUGAGAAAUUAAAGAAUUUAAGCCAUACCCAUAAAUAUAAAUUUAAAAUAAAAUCAAACGACUAACAUAUGAAAUAAAAAAAUAUAAAAUAAAAAGAAUUUGAACAAGUUUGAUUGAUAUCAUAUAUCCGCGUUGGCAAAUUCUCCAAGAAGACAAACAAAAGGAAGAAGAAGAGGAAUCGAAUCGAAGGCCAAAAACCUGAACAUAUAGAUUCUCAUCCUCACAGCAUGCUCUCUCCACUCUCACACACCUGAUCCCAAUCUCCUCCUACACCUUCUUCCAUUUUCCCUCAAUUCACCGAUUUCAUCGCUAAAAUCUUCAACCACCACCAUGAACGAUUUCGAUGGCCUUUUGGCUUCCGAUUUCGGCCUCAAACCUCAAGGUAAAUCCGCUCCAAUGGCUCCUCCAACUAAAUCUUCUUCCAAUCAUCCUAAUUCCACUUCUCUCAACUUCGAUUUCGGAUCCCGAUCCGCUCGUACAUCGGAUUCUCUAUACGGAUCCUCCACCGUCCGUCACAAUCGCGACGCCGGAAGUUUCGACGAUCUAUUCACUACUGGAUCCAAGCCUCGUGGAGCUGAUUCACCGUUCGAUUUAGACUCUAUGUUUCCACGAGGGAAUUCCUCGCCGCCUCCGAUUUAUGAUAAACCGGUUUAUGAUGACGAUGUUUUUGAUGGUGUGCCUGGGUUGAAGACUACGGGGAAGGUUAAUUUUGAAAAUGUUUUUGCUUCGCCCAAAACGGAAAGUGGUGCGUUUGAUGAUCUUUUGGGUGGAUUUGGUAAGGAAUCGAAGGGUUCCUCUAAGAAAGGAUCGGAGAAAGAUGAUAAACGUGGUUCUGAUUUUGAUGAUUUACUACCUGGAUUUGGAAGUAGUAGAUCACCGUCUAGUGACAGGCAUGCUCCUGAUAUUGGUUUCUCCUCAGAACCAACUGUCAAUGCAUCUAAAACAACCUCCACUGCAGCAGAAGACCCUUUCAACGUAUUUGAAUCAACUUCAUCCCCAAUGGAUUCAUCCACAGGCAACUUCACAGACCCUUUGGAAGAAAUUAGUAAAUUUAGUAGUUCUAGAAGCACAAAAAAUAACAAUUCAUCAACUUCAAAUGGCAAAGUAUAUGAAGACAUUGACCCUUUUGACGGGCUUGGAAAAUCUGUACCAGCAUUCUCUUCUGAGAGAAAUAACAACAAGGGUAACAGUUCUUCAGGGUUGAACACAAGCACAAGUUGGACUAGAGAUAAAGAACCGGUUGAUAAUUUGUCCGGGUUGAGUCCUGAGAGUCACUCACAAAAAGACAUUCCCCCAUUUUACAUGCCUACAUUUUCAUCUGAUUCUAAUAAUCCAGCUAGCCAAAGGUCUACUUCCCCUCCAAAUAAUAAUACUGGUUUUGGACAAGCCAAUAUUCAGGCAGAUAUGUCUCCAAAAUAUGAAGAAAACUUGGAAUCAUAUGAAGAUGUAUGGCUGACUGUCUCAGAGAUUCCUCUUUUUACACAACCAACCGCUGCUCCACCACCUUCAAGACCCCCUCCUCCACGGCCAGUGCAUAUUAACAGGUCAGGAUCAGGUUCACCGGCUUCUACAAAUACUGGAAAGAAGGCUAAUGAGUAUUCUUCUUUCCCGGGUUCCACUCGAUUCUCACAUGGUCCUAAGUCUGCUCCAGCAGCAGCAGCAGCGGUAUCCCCGACAUCUCAGUUUGACGAACUUGAUGAUUUUGCCAUGGGCAGUAGUCAUAGUAAUGAUGUUGAGAGUCCCAAAGAUGAGUUGGAGAUGAACACAGCUGCUGCGGCCAUGAAGGAAGCAAUGGAUAAAGCUGAGGCUAAAUUUAGGCAUGCAAAGGAAGUAAGGGAGAGAGAGUAUACAAAGGCUGCUAAAAGCAAAGAAUCUGUGCAAUCGGAAAAAGAUGACAGAGCUAUACUAGAGGAGAGAGAGAAACAAGAAAGGUUAGAUCGUGAGCGGCAGCAAAAGGAGAGAGAGGAAAAAGAGCAAAGAAGAUUAAUGAAAGAAAGGGAGGAGAGAGAUAAGGCUAGACAGGCCGUAGAAAGAGCUACAAGAGAAGCUCGCGAAAGAGCAGCUGCUGAAGCACGCCAGAGAGCUGAGAGGGCUGCAGUUGGGAAAGCUAAUGCUGAAGCUCGAGAGCGUGCUGAAAGAGCUGCAGUGCAAAGGGCACAGGCUGAGGCCCGAGAAAGGGCAGCUGCAGAUGCAAAGGAAAGAGCUGAGAAGGCUGCUGCAGAGGCAAAGGAGAGGGAAGCACGAGCUACAGCGGCGAGGGCUGAAGCUGAAGCACGAGUUAAAGCCGAACGUGCUGCAGAUCGGGCUGCUGCUGAGGCCAGAGAGAGGGCUGCAGCUGCUGCAAGGAAGAACCAACAGAAGAAUGAAAAUGAUCUCGAAUCCUUCUUUGGCAUGGGUGCAAGACCCAACAGUGCUCCAAGGCCUCCUAGGACUACCUCAACAGAGUCGGUAUUUGAAAACCAAUUUCAGUCAGAUGCAACAAGGAAAUCUACAAGUGUAUCUUCAAAUAUGAAGAAAGCAUCAUCAUCAACUAAUAUUCAUGAUGAUCUGAGCUCAAUAUUUGGAGCUGCUCCCUCAUCUGGAGAGUUUCAAGAAGUUGAAGGGGAAAGUGAAGAAAGGCGAAAAGCUAGACUGGAACGCCACCAGAGGUCUCAGGAGCGUGUGGCAAAAGCAUUGGCUGAGAAGAAUCAGCGGGACUUGCAAACUCAAAGAGAGCAAGCUGAGAGAAGUAGGCUUGGUGAAACACUAGAUUUUGAAAUUAAGCGGUGGUCCGCAGGAAAAGAAGGGAACUUACGAGCUUUGCUUUCCACCUUACAAUAUGUGCUGUGGCCUGAAUGUGGUUGGCAGCCAGUCGGUUUAACUGAUUUGAUUACAGCUGCUGCUGUUAAAAAAGCUUAUAGGAAAGCUACAUUGUGUAUUCAUCCUGAUAAAGUACAGCAGAAGGGUGCCAAUCUUCAGCAAAAAUAUAUUGCAGAGAAGGUGUUUGACCUACUCAAGGAAGCGUGGAAUAAAUUUAAUUCCGAGGAGCUGUUCUAAUCUUUGAUGAUUUAUAUACUUCCAAGGUAAUUAUUUCGACAGUUCUAUUAAAGAGGAGAGACCACAACCCUGUUUCUGCUGCCUCCCCGAUCGCAUAAUUGUUUUGAUUGAAGUUAUGAUGCGAUGUUGGUAACAUAUUGCUUCCCUGUCUGGCUGGCUUUCUUGGUUGUCAUUGAUGUUCUUCCCGGGGGUUGUUAUGUUUCUACAGAUGUUUUAUAAAUGUAGCUUGUUUUGUUGAUGUAAAAUAUCUUUUUGUGCUAUCAAUUUUAUUAUUCAUUAUCCUUGUCUAGCGAGGGCUCACAAGCCGACAAGCGAUCCCUUUUUUUUUUUUACUUAAUUUUGGUUCAAAAGAUGGCCUGCCACGAUGUGGUCGUGGGAUGCACUUCUUUUCUAUUUGUGAUAUAUAGCACGAUGUCUUGAAUAUAUACCAUCUUGUGGAUUUACAUAAAAAACUGACAAUUAUACAUGAA